CCGAGGCAUGCAACAUUAUAACAACAACAACAAGUUUAUUCAAAAUAUUUUCAAAUUCAACGUCAAAAUAGAAUUAUAACAUCUCAUAUACAUAUAUAUAGAGUACACAAAAUCGGCUUUAACAAUGGCUGGCAUGGCAAAUUCGAUUUCUAUAAGACUUUUACUACUUUUUGUGUCGUUGGCUAUGCAACAUCUAAAUGCCGCUCAAUUGGUUGAACUGGAACCAAUAACCACAGGUCCAACUGUUGCUCCACUGGGAUGCCAUCGGCGUGUUUACACGUACAAGGUUACCCAAACCGAUUUAGAGGGUCGCGUAUGCUGGGACUUUGUAAGCGUCUGGUCAUGUUGGGGUCGCUGUGAUUCGAGUGAAAUAUCUGAUUGGAAGUUCCCUUAUAAACGUUCAUUUCAUCCAGUUUGUGUGCAUGAUAAGCGCCAGCCGGCUGUAGCCAUACUGAAGAACUGUCAUCCGGAUGCCGAUGAGUCCAUUAGUCAGUAUAAAUACAUGGAGGCAGUGAAUUGUCAUUGCCAUACUUGCUCCACCCAGGAUACCAGUUGCGAGGCUCCAGCUAAUAAUGGGCUCGAUGACACCAAUCAAUCGGUUAAAGUACUGGCUCUAGCAGGAGAAACCUCCCAGGAGUUGGAUUAUUAAAAAUGAUUGGAACAAAUUUUUAUAACAGAUUGUA
This is a messenger RNA of Drosophila willistoni, 683 nucleotides long. RefSeq names its product thyrostimulin beta-5 subunit (gene Gpb5). The coding region runs from base 125 to 649 and encodes 174 amino acids. The record is from RefSeq and is a predicted model, not a curated record. NCBI's taxonomy places the organism in Eukaryota, Metazoa, Arthropoda, Insecta, Diptera, Drosophilidae. Gene Ontology annotation, molecular function: hormone activity. Gene Ontology annotation, cellular component: cytoplasm; extracellular region. Gene Ontology annotation, biological process: G protein-coupled receptor signaling pathway. The transcript has 2 exons.